Messenger RNA from Mya arenaria, 1672 nucleotides. RefSeq names its product sorbitol dehydrogenase-like. The record is from RefSeq and is a predicted model, not a curated record. Gene Ontology annotation, biological process: D-sorbitol catabolic process. The coding region runs from base 145 to 1197 and encodes 350 amino acids. NCBI's taxonomy places the organism in Eukaryota, Metazoa, Mollusca, Bivalvia, Myida, Myidae. Gene Ontology annotation, molecular function: L-iditol 2-dehydrogenase (NAD+) activity; zinc ion binding. The transcript is spliced from 9 exons.
ACCUCCUUUAGCCACGACUGUCGUUUGCAUUUAUCUUUGAAAUCUAGAUCAUUUCGUUUAAAGUCAUUCGCACAAGGAAUGGGAUGAUAACGAUAUAAGGAAAUUUCAUAGCGUUGUAUAGUGUUACCACAUCCACUAGCAAGCAUGGCGACAGAGAACCUGGCUGCGGUGCUGCACGGUCCGCUCGACGUCCGCUUUCAGCAACUUCCGAUCCCAGACCUCGCACCUGACGAUGUGCUUAUCACGAUGGGGUCUGUCGGAAUAUGUGGGUCUGACUUGAAGUAUUGGCAGACGGGCAAGUGUGGGCGGUUCUCCCUGGAUGCCCCCAUGGUCAUGGGCCACGAGGGGGCCGGUACCGUUCUCAGGCUGGGGUCCAGGGUGAAAGACCUCAAAAUAGGUGACAGUGUGGCGGUGGAGCCGGGUGUCCCGUGCCGCGUGUGCCGGCUCUGUAAGUCAGGCCGCUACAACCUGUGCAAGGACGUUACCUUCUGCGCCACCCCACCCGACCAUGGCAACCUGUGCCGUCUCUACAAACAUCCGGCAGACUUCUGCUUCAAACUUCCUCCACACGUUAGCCUAGACGAGGGUGCUCUGCUGGAGCCGUUAGCGGUGGCCGUCUACAGCUGUCAGCGGGGAGGCGUCACCGCCGGUUCAAACGUCCUCGUCUGCGGAGCAGGUCCGGUGGGGGUUUUGACGAUGUUGGUUGCAAAACGUAUGGGAGCAGCCCAAGUGAUUGCUACUGACAUUUCCGACCACCGUCUGGCUCAAGCCAUGUCACUGGGUGCUGACCACGUAAUCAAGGUCAACACCGAUGACCCCAGAGAAUUAGCCAAUGACAUCGCGGAGACGCUUGGAGAGCAGCCUGACGUCAGUGUUGAGUGCAGUGGCGUCGACUUCAGCUUUCGGACAGCUAUACACGCGACGUAUCCAGGGGGCAGUAUAGUGAUGGUUGGGCGGGGCUCGUAUGACGUCACCAUCCCCUACACCGUGGCCGCCACCAAGGAGGUUGACAUCAAGGGCAUUUUCAGAUACGCAAACAAUUACCCAGCAGCCCUCGACUUCGUGUCCAGCGGGUCAGUUGACGUUCGCUCGCUCAUUUCCCACCACUUCAGUCUAAAGGAGACAGUCCAGGCCUUCCAGACCGCUCGAGACCCGGACGCCCACGCCAUGAAGGUCAUCAUACACUGUGAUCAGUAACAUGACAUCAUAGUGGUGUACUCAUUAUGACCAUUGCCAUAAUAUCAAAGUGGCGUCAAUGUGAUCUUAAACGUUAAUCAAUGUUAAAGACCACCAUAUUUUCCCAAUGUUUUGUGGUAAUUUAAAUAUUGUUUGAGUAUCAUUAAAAUACUUGCAUUUUAUUCAUACAUGUAUUUGUGCUAUUUCCAUGUAACGAUGAUAUCCUUGUUUAUUAAUCUAGUACAGAAAAAAGGAGUCAAGGAACAAUCAACCACGAUGCUGGUACAUACAUUAAUUUUAUUCAAUAAAUAGCAAACACAGAUUUUACUACCUACAUGGACGGAAUGUUAAGAAAUAAUUUUUGUUGUCUAUUUGACACUUCUGUCGGCAAACAUAACAAGGUAUGAGUAGCAUAAAACUGGCCCAUAUCUAACUGUUGUCUAUGUUGUACUUGUAAUACAUUACAAAAAACACAGUAAUAAAUCCUUGUUUAUGA